Hippoglossus stenolepis (Pacific halibut) is the source of this 2653-nucleotide messenger RNA. RefSeq names its product kelch repeat and BTB domain containing 13b (gene kbtbd13b). The transcript has a single exon. NCBI's taxonomy places the organism in Eukaryota, Metazoa, Chordata, Actinopteri, Pleuronectiformes, Pleuronectidae. The coding region runs from base 117 to 1562 and encodes 481 amino acids. Gene Ontology annotation, molecular function: protein binding. The record is from RefSeq and is a predicted model, not a curated record.
CCUGCUGCAUUGGUCACUUUUCUUCAUCUGUUCUUCAAGACUUUUGGAAAUGUUUCAGCUUCUCAUUCCAUUUUAAUCGAGGAUAUUUUCUUGAGUGUCACUGUCAGAGAACAGUUAUGUCAGCACACAGCAGUGAAUCAGCUGUCUGUAGCAGCAGUGACCUUGCAGACAGUGGAGGUUAUCUGCCGUGUUCUGCCCCAGGGCUCGUUUCAGCUAAAUUAACCGUGGUGGUCGGAGACACUCACUUCUGCGAGGAGAAGAAGUUACUCGUCCAGAGUUGCGACUACUUUCGAGCUCUGUAUCGCUCUGGGAUGAAGGAGUGUCAGCAACAAGAAAUCCAUCUCAAGUCCCUGCGUGCUCGAGGCUUCCUUAUCGCCUUGGCAGUUUUACGAGGUGAAAUGCCAGUCCUGGACGCCGAUGACAUUGUUGAGGCCAUUGAAUGUGCUGCUUUCCUGCAGGUGGCGCUGCUUGCUAAACACCUAAUCAACCUCAUUGACUCUGACAAUUGCUUGUUGAUGUAUCACACAGCUGCAACCUUCGGCCUCAUGGAUCUUUACCAUGCUGCUGCACUGUUCAUACGAGACAUGUAUGCCGACCUAGAGGUGGAGGUCAGGAAAACCUUGCCAUCAGAGCUGAUCUCCUAUGUGGACUCUUUGACCCCAAGUGUUUUUGUGGCUGUAGGGGCCCAUGCAACCUGUGGUGUGGAUGAAACUGUACAUGCUUCUGCCAGGACAGUCUGCUACCUGGACGAAACUGCCAAUAACUGGAAAGUAUUAACAGAUCUUCCACUUGAGGCCAGCACCUCCAUGGCUGGAGUGACCGUUUUAGACAACAAACUCUACAUCGUUGGAGGAGUUAUUGGAGUCCAUAAACAAGUCGUGGACUCUUGUUUCUGCUACAGUGUUGAAAACAACAGCUGGAGCAGGAUCACCAGUCCGGCACAGCUGCGCUACAAUCUCAGCCUCGUGGGUGCAGAUGGUCGUCUUUACGCCAUUGGAGGGGAAUAUGAGCGUACAGUGAUGUCAUCUGUGGAAACAUAUGAUGUAGAGAGUGGAAGGUGGACAUUUGCUGCUCACUUACCUCGGCCGGCGGUGGGAGUGGCAUGCACAAAAGCUAUGAGAAGAAUAUUUGUAUGUUUAUGGAGGCCGAUGGAGACCACAGAGAUCUACGAGUAUGUGUCAGCGAAAGACCAGUGGCUGCUUGUUACCACGCUGAUCAGGCAUCAGAGCUAUGGCCACUGCAUUGUCGGCCACAGGGACAAUUUAUACGUCAUGAGAAACGGGCCAUCUGAUGACUUCCUAAGAUGUGUCAUGGACUGUUACAAUAUAAGCUCGGGCCAGUGGUCAGCCCUACCGGGACACUUUGCCAACAGCAAAGGUUCACUGUUCACUGCUGUGGUCAGAGGUGACUCUGUGUUCACUCUCAACAGGAGCAUGACUUUGGAGUACGCCAUCGAUGCUAAAAACUGGAAGCCACGGCGGCAGAUGAAGGGUUUUCCCAGAAGUGGAUCCAUGUGGACAUUUCUGCUGCAUCUGCCAGACUCGCUCAUGUUGCACCAGUGACUUCAUUUACUCUGGGGUUCAUUGGAAAAUCUAAAUGUUUAAACCCAGACAUUUGUUUGAUACAGACCUGUGCUUAAAUAGAUGUAUAGUUAUACAUAUAUCCACAUUCAUAGUUUUCUCCACCAUUUCUAUUGACCAUUGAUUAUCAGCCAUUAUAUUAUAACAAUCCAAUGUAGACUUACCACGAGCUAUGAGACUGUGAAAUUAUAUGCUCUUGUAGAAGCCACAUGUCCGUAUUACAUCAACUGUUUUUUUAAGAAAAACAGAAAGUUGUGAACUUUCUUUGUGAAGUCAAAGAGAAGUACCAAAAUACCCAUAAUCCUCAGGUGUAUUAGCGUUGUCUUUGAUUGGUGGAGCUCUCUGUUACCAUGGAAAUGAUAACAACAUCCGCAAAAAUAUUGUAUUAGGCUACAAUCAGAUUGUUCAGCAUAACAACAUACACUAUACACUAUUUGAAAUGCUAUUAAUAUACAUUCAAAGCACAAACUACAAUAUAGUGCAACACUAUGGUUUAUGGGAUGUGUAGUUCCUUUCGGUUUUUUUUGCUCCGAAUCAAAUGUUUUAUAAUCUUGAUUCAUUUUGUAGCUGGUCGACCUGGUUCCAGGUUCCAGGUUUUUUUAAGGAUUUUCUGAAACAUCAAUGGGAAAAUAAAUGGAAGAUUUACUUCUGGAACCAGGGGCUCUAACAGCGGGUGGUCACUGUUCUGCUCCAUGCUCUCACCACGGUGUUUGCUGGGAACUAUGGGAGCAAGGUUACAUUCCUGAUAAGUCCAACAGGGUCUGCAAAUAGUAUUUCCUGUAGUGCUCCCCUCUGUGGUUGGGGUGAGGGAAAGGCUGGGUUUUAAAUGGGGCAGGGGAAGCACAAAUUAACAGGGAAACAGACUAGGCUCUAUAACAGAGGCUCCAUUUAUUCUUCUUGAGAGACUCGUAUCCGCACAAAAUCAAGAUGUGAGCUUAUCAUUGACACAUCAUUUAAUCGUUAUUAAUAAUAAUAAUACAGUUCAGUGCGUCAUGCCCUUCAGAUGACAGUUACUCUAUAAAUUCGCUUUUGUGGUGUCAUCACUGUUAUUAUCCUGAAACCAAUUAAAUACU